Messenger RNA from Jatropha curcas, 1539 nucleotides. The record is from RefSeq and is a predicted model, not a curated record. Lineage: Eukaryota; Viridiplantae; Streptophyta; Magnoliopsida; Malpighiales; Euphorbiaceae.
UCUUCCAUUACGUCUGCUAAGCCAAGGAAAAAAAAAAUGCCCAAAGCAACGACAUAUCUGUUACCUUUCGUCUUUAUUCUUGUCUUCAACCUUUCUUCUUCAUUUACAGUUGCAGCCGCUACAGAUGAUGCAGUCUAUGCAUCUUUCCUUCAAUGCCUAAAAAACAAUACAAACCCAAAUGACCAAAUCGCAAAUCUUGUUUACACAAAAAGCAACAAAGGCUACACUUCAGUUCUUCGAUCCUACAUUAGGAACGCUAGAUUAAACAAAUCAACAACUCCAAAACCCUCAAUCAUUUUAACUCCAAAACAAGUAUCCCAUGUCCAAUCAUUUGUAAUCUGCACCAAAAAAGUUGGUUAUCAACUUAAAAUCCGUAGUGGAGGCCAUGAUUAUGAGGGAAUUUCUUAUUAUUCAGAUGAACCUUUUUUUAUUCUUGAUAUGUUUAACCUUAGAUCAAUUAAUGUUGAUGUAACGAAUAACUCUGCUUGGGUCGAAUCCGGUGCUACACUUGGUGAAUUAUAUUACAGAAUUUGGGAAAAGAGUAAAGUUCAUGGCUUUCCUGCUGGGGUUUGUCCCACUGUUGGAGUUGGCGGCCAUAUUAGUGGAGGUGGGUAUGGUAAUAUGUUGAGAAAAUAUGGGUUAGCUGUUGAUAAUGUUAUUGAUGCUGUGAUUGUUGAUGUUAAUGGUAAGGUUUUGGAUAGGAAACAAAUGGGGUUAAAGAAAAGAGUGAGUAAAGAAUUGCCUGAAUUAGGGUUAAAGAAAGAGAAGUGCAGUGAAAUGAGUUGGAUUGAUUCUGUUGUUUGGUGGGCUAUUGAUAAUGCUACUUCUCCUAAUGCUCUUCUGGACAGAGAUCUCAAUUCUGCAGAGUUCUUGAAAAGAAAAUCAGAUUAUGUGCAAAACCCAAUUUCAAAAACUGGGCUUAGUUCGAUUUUUACAAAAAUGAUUGAGUUGGGCAAAACUGGGUUGGUUUUCAAUCCUUAUGGAGGCAAAAUGGCUGAAAUUCCAGCCUCUGAUGCCCCUUUCCCUCACCGUGCCGGAAAUUUGUAUAAAAUUCAGUAUUCAAUGAGUUGGCAAGAUGAAGGAAAUGCUGCAGAGAGUGAAUAUUUGGGUCAAAUAAGGGAAUUAUAUAAUUUUACGACACCAUUUGUGUCGAAGAAUCCAAGAAGUGCAUUUUUGAAUUAUAGAGAUCUUGAUAUUGGUAUUAUGGAGCCUGGUAAAAAUAGUUAUCAAGCUGGUAGUGUUUAUGGGUUUAAGUAUUUUAAUGGAAACUAUGAUAGAUUAGUUAAAGUGAAGACUGCUGUUGAUCCAGAGAAUUUCUUCAGGAAUGAGCAAAGCAUCCCUACUCUUUCAAGGAAGACAUAGAUACAGAAAAUAAUUUACUGGUGGUACUUUUAUUACUAGUAAAAUAAACAUGAUUGUUGGCUGUAAUAGACAUUUUAUUUUGCUGAAACCUUGUGAAAAAUAUUUGUCUAAACCGGGCUUAUGGCCUCGCCUUGAGACCAAACUAAUAAAAAAGAAAAAAAGACAAUCUUUUUAAUA